This is a messenger RNA of Pseudozyma flocculosa PF-1, 1677 nucleotides long. RefSeq lists its product as uncharacterized. Gene Ontology annotation, biological process: protein arginylation. Lineage: Eukaryota; Fungi; Basidiomycota; Ustilaginomycetes; Ustilaginales; Ustilaginaceae. The record is from RefSeq and is a predicted model, not a curated record. The transcript has 6 exons. Gene Ontology annotation, molecular function: arginyl-tRNA--protein transferase activity. The coding region runs from base 1 to 1677 and encodes 558 amino acids. Gene Ontology annotation, cellular component: cytoplasm.
AUGGCCACGCAUUCCAGCAACGACUCGAGCGGCAGCAGCAACACCGCCCGCAGCCGCUACCUCUCCAUCAUCUCGCCCGUCGCCUACAGCGCCUCGUCGUGCGGCUACUGCCCUCCCCCCUCGUCGGGCAGACGCUCCGCCGCAAAGACCUCGCAACACUACGGCAUAUGGGCCCACCGAAUCAGCCCGCACUACUACCAGCGCCUCAUCGACGCAGGAUGGCGCAGGUCCGGCGACUACAUCUACAAGCCCGACCUCGACCGCACCUGCUGCCCGCAGAUCCCCAUCCGACUCGACGCCGCCACCUUUGCGCCCGCAAAGCGCCACAAGAGGGCGCUCACCAACCUCCUCUUCCACGUCAGAGGCAACUCUACAAAGCCCGCCAGGUGGAAGGGCAGAUGGAGCAGGGGCCGCGACUGGCACCUCCAACGCAGGUGGGACCUCGUCGAGUGGUCACCCCACCCCGUCACCACCGUCGACAAGGGAAAGCAGAGGCAGCACAGCGACGACCACAACGACAACCACGACAACACCAGCCAAGAUGCAGCCUGGGCCAACACCGUCGCAGGACCAAAGACCAAGAGGCUCGAGACCACGCUGCGCCUCUCGUCGUCGACCGACGAAAAGUACCGCCUCUUUCGACGAUACCAGUCACGCGUCCACGGCGAGCCAGACGACAAGAUCAGCUCGCGCAAAGGCUGGGAACGCUUCCUCGUCGACACCAGCCUCAUCCCCGUCUGGCCGGCCAGCGGAAAGAUGCUCGACGACCGCCAAGAGGCACGCUGGCGCGCAGGCGAGCUCGCAGAUCCAUACGACCCAGACCAGCCCAUACCCUAUGGCUGCUACCAUCAAGAGUACCGACUCGACGGCCAGCUCAUCGCCGUGGGCGUGCUCGACGUAUUACCCGCCUGCAUCAGCAGCGUCUACCUCUUCUACGACCCAGACUUUGACCAUCUCGAGCUCGGCAAGAUCAGCGCCCUCCGCGAAAUCGGCCUCACCCGCCAGCUCUCGCGCAAGCCUGGCAUGGAGUCGAUACGCCACUACUACCUCGGCUUCUACAUCCACAACUGCCAGAAGAUGCGCUACAAGGCCGAGUAUCGCCCCUGCGAGCUCCUCGACUGCGCGGCCGACGAGUGGCGUGCCUUCUCCGACAUUCGGCCCGCGCUCGAUGCGGGCGUGCACCACAGCUUCGAAAAGUGGCAGGCCAGGUCGGGAGCACCGGCGGUGCCGAGUCACACGGCGGCGGACGCAGCACAGCGGUCGAGCAAUGACAGCAGCAGCGUCGAGGGUGAUGAGCAAGCUGGCAAAGAGAACGGCGACGACGAUGACGGCGACGGCGAAGAGGAGGAGGAGCGGCGGAUCCCCACCGAGCCCGCGCCACCGCCGGGCAUGCUGGAUCCGACCGAGAUGCUGGACGGCCUUCGAACGCUCGCCUCGAGCCGCGGCGGAAACCCGGCAUCCGCCGCCGCGUCAAGUGGAAGCCUCGAGGUGUUGGGCCGCGCGCUAACUCUCAACGCGAGCCGGCAGUUCGAAGGCAUCCAGCCGCUUCUCAUGUCGACGUUCGCGCGGGCCUACCUCGAGACGGGGCAGAGCAAGGAGAUGGUGCAGGCCGUUGAGUGUCUCGCUGCGCUGGGCGGCGACGAGGACCUGUGCGGAUCCUGCGUGUUGUUCCUGUAG